Messenger RNA from Caenorhabditis angaria, 925 nucleotides. The record is from the annotation of a GenBank genome assembly. Lineage: Eukaryota; Metazoa; Nematoda; Chromadorea; Rhabditida; Rhabditidae.
AUGCACCAAAUUUCGCUCCAAAAAUUAUGCCACGUGGCAAAAACCGUAAUUUUUGACCCCAAAAUUGACCCCAAGCAUAUUUGGUAUCAAAAUUACCCAAAUUUUCAGGGAAUCCUCGUGGAUGAAGCUGAAAAAAAAUCGAUAAUCGCUGAUCUCGCUGAAAAACAUGUGAUGAUUUUGAGAAAUCAUGGAUUCGUGAUUUGCGGCGUCACAAUUGAACACGCUUUUCUCCUGGCUUAUCAUUUGAUUUUGGCGUGCGAAACACAGAUUCGAUGUUGUCCGAAUGGAGAAAAUCAGCAAGUUAUUCGAACUUCAAAAGAGGCACAAGAACAAGUUGAACAAGUGGUGAAAAUUGGAGGUUUGUGGGGGUGUUUUGGAGCAUUUUGAGCUUAUUUUCUUGAUUUUUGGAGCAUUUUGAGUCCAAACAUGGUUUAUUUUUAAAUUUUGAGCUCAAAUGUGAAUUUUGGAUGAUUAUUGGAGCAUUUUGAGCCCAAACCCCCUAAAUUUGGAGCAUGUUGAGCUCAAUUUGACAAAAAUCCCAAAAUUAGCCUUAUCUGGGCUCAAAAUGCUCCAAAUUCCAUCAAAAAUUCAAAAAUUAGGCUCAAAAAAAUAAUCCUAGAGUAAAAAUUCUGGUUUUUGGCUCUGAAAAACUCCCCAAACGCGAGUUUGGGCUCAAAAUGCUGCAAAUUUAAUUCCCUAGUCAAAUUUGUGCUCAAAAUUCGAAAAUUGGUCAUGUUUGGGCUCAAAAUGCUCCAAAUUCCAUCAAAAAUUCAAAAUUUCAAUUUUUCCAGGAGGCGGUGUAAAUCGAAUCGACGGAAAAGUCGAUCCGAAAAAAUGGCAAAUCGGAGAAUUGGAAUGGGAAGCUUAUAUGAGAAAUAUGGAUCGAAAUGGAUACAAAACUGGACAUCAAUACAAAAAUUGGUGA